This is a messenger RNA of Aspergillus terreus NIH2624, 1743 nucleotides long. RefSeq names its product glycosyltransferase family 2 protein. The coding region runs from base 1 to 1743 and encodes 580 amino acids. Lineage: Eukaryota; Fungi; Ascomycota; Eurotiomycetes; Eurotiales; Aspergillaceae. The transcript has 3 exons. The record is from RefSeq and is a predicted model, not a curated record.
AUGGGUGCUUUAUGGGCCUCUCGCUGUUUACCAGCCUUCAGCAUCGUGGCCUUGGUUGUUCUGCUGGUACUAGCGACUGAUACAGCAGUUCUGCCAUGGAAUGGUGAGCAUACUCCGCCUUCCAGCACUACAACAAGAGCGCCUUUGACUGGUGCCCAAAAUCUAUUCGUCGUCUACACCGUGUUCAUCCAUGCGAACAUACUAUUGUUCACCAUCCGACUGGCAUGGAGUUUCGUUGCGGCGCCGUUCAGAACCCAGCGAGUACUAGACCGGCGAUCCUCACCGGGUUAUAGCUAUGCGUCUAGUUCAGCAAGCGAAACUAGUCUAGACGGCCCGCCAUCUCCAACCACAUCCUCAGGGCUAUCGGCUUAUGAGGAAGAGAGUCUGAUGGGCGAUGAGACAACGCCAGAGGUCAUACACGCUAUUAUCCUUCCUAAUUACAGCGAGGAUAUCGACACGCUCAGAAUGACCCUCGGUGUUCUUGCCAGUCAUCCACGAGCACGAGGUCAAUACGAGGUCUAUCUUGCGAUGGAACAAAAAGAAAUAGGCGCCACAGACAAAGCAGGCCGAUUAGUCUCCGAAUAUGAAAAGUCCUUCCUCCGUAUCUCGACGACCUUCCACCCAGCCGGUCUACCGGGAGAAAUCCCAGGGAAAAGCUCCAAUAUUGCCUUCGCCGCUCGACAUAUCGCGAACGUCCACCAGGUAGAUCUCAACGAAGGAACCUCAAAUGUAGUCAUAACGGUCAUGGAUGCCGACACACACCUCCUGCAAGACUAUUUCAGCGAGAUUCGUCGCCUGCACUACGCCCAUCCCGCCGACGCAGACCACACCAUCUACACCUGCCCCAUCAUUUUCGACCGCAACUCCCACGAAACGCCCAUCAUGGUCCGCUGUGCCGACCUGCUUUGGGGGUUUGCCGGUCUCUCGACAAUGUACCUGGGCAGCAGCCUCUCCAUCCCGACGUCCGUCUACUCCCUGCCUCUUUCGCUCGCCGAAGACGUCGGCGGCUGGGACAGCGACGCCACAGCCAUCGGCGAGGACAUGCACAUGAUGCUAAAAUGCUAUUUUGAAACCGCCGGUAACGUGGUAACACGAGUGGUCUUUGUCCCAGCUAGCCAAUGCAACAUCUCCAGCGACGUGAACCGCGGCUGGCGAUGGACGCUCGACACCUGUCUCGCACGGUACCGACAAGCACUCCGCCACAUGUGGGGAGCGCUGGACUCAGGCUUCGCGGUGCGCCAGUCCAUCUCCCACCUGCGACGCUUCAACCGACGCUGGCUGCUCCUCCUCCCCCGACAUCUAGCGCUCCUGCAUCUGCUGUUUGAGGCACACUUCCUCCCCUGUCAUCUCGUCAUCCUCAUGCUGUACUCCGCCGCAUAUGAGAUGCUGUCCCCGGCUGGCACUCUCCAUCACAGCAUAGCUUGGGCGUUCUGGGUGACGGGAAUGCUGCGCGCGUCGUCGUUUGUCGGGAUGAACGUGUGUCUGGUGCUGUACGAGCGAUGGCACGCGCUGUGCCUUCGAGUCCGACGCAAGGACAUGCUAGACGCGAGCCUCCCGGACUGCGGAUUCUCGCCCCGCUGCUGGUGGCAUGUGUCGUUUCUACUGGAGCGGAUCUGCUUUCCCAUCGCGGGGACGCUAUACGGGCCGAUCCCAACGUUCCACGCCGUGUUUUCGCAUCUGUGGACGGAUCGGCUGGAGUAUCGGGUUAGCAAGAAGCCUGUGUUUGGGGAGAAAUGUGUUUAG